AUGGUAGCAUCCCAGAGAGGCUUUACGCUCAUCGUGAGGAUUCUGCUGAAGGAGGGGGCCAACGUGUUGAUAGUGGCUGACCUUGGCUUUACGGCUCUACUCGCUUGCGCCCAGUACGGCAAGCUAGCUGUUUGCAAGAUGCUCGUGAACGCCGGUGCCGAACUGGAAGCGGCGACCUCUUCAAAUGGCUCUAGGCCACGUCACCUAGCUGCGGACAUCGGGCACGCCGCAGUCAUUAAGGCACUGAGGCAGGCGCCAAUCUCGACAGCCGCAGGCCAUGUGGAAGCGGUCCGGGCUUUCCUUCGUGCAAAAGCGAACUCGCUGUUGAUACGACUGAACGCUUCGCGGGAUAGCUUUGUCCCAUUGGACGCGGCGGCGGGGAAAGGGCGUUCCCUGGUGGUACGCGAGCUUUUAGGUCAGCUUGGGAUCGACGGCUGUGGUGGUCCUAGUAGGGGCCCACAUGCUCUGUAUCACGCCGCCAAGGAACAGUUUGUAGACACCAUGGCCGUUUUGGCUACUGCUGGAAUGGUCGACACGGGUAUCGCCCUUAUCGGCGCGAUCAAGGAAAAUCUGGAAGGGUCGAUCAAAUUCCUCUUGCGGCAGAGCAGCUGCAAGGGAAACCCACCGGUGCCUACCAUUGAAGAUGAAGGUGGCAGAUGGUGCUUUCCCAGGAUCGUGCGGAUGAUUGUUGACGCCGUCGCGGACACAACAUCGGCGGUUCGAGUGUUGAAACUUGGGCUUUUACCCGUGAAAGAAACCCCCCUAGGGCUCGCCCACAAGCUGAGCGCCGUCCACCGUUUGCUGCUGAGGGUUGAGGCACUUCACGCAGCCUCUUGGCUGUGGGUAAGCGAUGCCCCAGAUAUCGCUCAUACUGCAGAGGUUACAAAGAGGACCAAGGUGAUUCCGCCCGCGCGCAGCAGGAUGCUGCCGGUUCUAGGAUUGAGCACAAGACGCAACGCCCUUCUGUCGGCCGUGCUCAGGUGGGCAGGACGUAUUGGUUCAGGGCCGGAACUAUUGCGCUUAUCUGUUGGGUAUGUUGAAUAG
Messenger RNA from Ectocarpus sp. CCAP 1310/34, 1044 nucleotides. NCBI's taxonomy places the organism in Eukaryota, Phaeophyceae, Ectocarpales, Ectocarpaceae. The record is from the annotation of a GenBank genome assembly.